Messenger RNA from Archocentrus centrarchus (flier cichlid), 1543 nucleotides. It is a transcript of the gene map3k7cl, whose product is annotated as map3k7 C-terminal like. Gene Ontology annotation, cellular component: nucleus; cytosol. The transcript has 5 exons. The record is from RefSeq and is a predicted model, not a curated record. Lineage: Eukaryota; Metazoa; Chordata; Actinopteri; Cichliformes; Cichlidae. The coding region runs from base 474 to 905 and encodes 143 amino acids.
CAUCUGAGACUUUUAAUUGGGCCCGGGCCGCCACAGGGGGACAGCGGACGGCAUUCCUCCACUGCCUGCGCCCUGUGUUGCUCUUCUCUGCGUGGCUCUGGAUAACGUGCACAUGCCUACGCAAACUUGAGCUGCUGGAGUCCUUCUGACCGUGACUAAUGCACUGACGCGUUGGCUACGUGGUGGAAAACGUUAACUUUACUAAUUACCAGAUUUUCGAGUUAUAGUCUCAAGAUAGCGGAGGUAAGCUCUCGAAGAGACAGUUGUGCCAUCUUUGCUGGGAUCUGCGCAGGGGGUGCGACGGCUGAGACGCGACCGUACUGCUUCUGAAGAGACCCCCAACACUGACCCCACAGGAAACCGACAGCAAUCGGUGUUGAGGACGCGCACCGCUACCUGAUUUUAAACUUCACAACACUGACUUUCCUGCUACUUCAGUUGUGUUGUGUGCCUGUGACCUUACAAAGGGAUAAAUGAUCACCUCAACCAGAAGAGUGUCUCCUGAUAAAUCUGAAGUUAGAAUUGCCUUCAGCCUCGAUGACAACUCAGAUGUAAAAGAUGUGGAGGACCUCUCCCAGACUUUCCCAGAUCUUGAACAGCGACUACAGCCGGUGCCUCCUUGCGUGUCUCUGAGAGAGAGCGUUCAGGUGUACAAGGAGCACUGCAGGAUGGCAAGAGAAUUUCACCAGGUCAAGAAUGAGAUUGCUGUGCUCGAGGAUCGCAAGCGCAAGUUGCUGGCAGAGCUGGUGGAGGAUGAGAAGGUUGCCAUGGAGAUUGCCCGUUUGGAGGAGGAGUUUCGGCGUCUGACAGAGGAGAACCGCACCUUGGUGACUGUCCACAAGGAGCGUGCCAAGCAGCUGGAAAGGCUCUGCCUAAACAAUCGAACAAGGCAAGACUCCUCGUGACCUCUGAUCUCCACAGAACCUAAGACCACCAGACUUCAAGCUGACACUAGGCCAGGAACUAAAGCUCGGCUAGUGCUCAUUUUACUCAACCACAUUCUAUGAAUCAGCUAAUUACACAGAAAGCUGUUGUUUAUAUUCAUGCCUGAGUCAUUUGCUUGAACCACAGACAUGCGGUUAUCAAGUUGUUUUAGUGAUUCUCCCAAGCUAUGACACACUGUCAGUUAUCUGGGUACUGCUUUGUCUUCAUGCGAUCAUGCAGAACCUUCCUGGGUGCUAGUGGAAUAUCUAAAAAUCAGUACAUUCAUACUACGUCAGCUGCUGUGAAUCUGAUAUCUGUCUUAGGUCCGGUGGAGACUCAAAUGUUUUACCUGAGGUCUGCUGAGGAAGCCAAAGGUGGUAUGAUGUGGUCCAAGUGUUUUAUUUUAAGGAGUGCUUAGUCUCCUCUCCCUCUCUCCUGCACCCAGCGCACCGAUGAGUGUUUAACACAGUGUCAGGGAUCUGGAAAUUAUAACCAUUUGUGAGGAACAGAAAGAUAAUGGGUGAUUAUCCAUUUCACAGUAUAUAUGUUGCAACACAACACUGUAAGAGUUGUACAUUUUUUUUUUUUUUUUUAAAUAGUGUAUGAAGUGUAGAAGGUG